Erigeron canadensis is the source of this 996-nucleotide messenger RNA. RefSeq names its product protein IQ-DOMAIN 2-like. The annotation marks the transcript as partial. Gene Ontology annotation, molecular function: protein binding. The transcript is spliced from 5 exons. The record is from RefSeq and is a predicted model, not a curated record. Lineage: Eukaryota; Viridiplantae; Streptophyta; Magnoliopsida; Asterales; Asteraceae.
ACAUUGGCUAACCCUCCCCAUUACUAUCUUCCGAAAGAGGAGACAGAAUUCAAACAACCCGAGAGUGAGCAGAUCAAAUAUGUAGACUCGGUCUUCUAUGUCACUAGCAGGAUAGAGGAAGUUGAAGAUGCGGCGUCAAUCCCCUCCAUCAAGAUUAGUGUCAUCAAGAUUCAGACAGCUUAUCGGGGUUACAUGGCAAGAAGGAACCUCCGAGUUUUGAAUGCACGAAAGAGACUGACUUUGUUGAUUCAAGGCCAGGCAGCCAAACGUCAAAUGACAUCCACCUUAAUGCGUAUGCAAACAAUGGCUCGUGUCCAGUCUCAGGCUCGGGGCAGGAAGAUUCGAAUGGCUGAAGUGAACGAGGCUCUCCGACGACAGCUAUUUCAGAAGCGUGAAAAGGAGCUUGAAAAGCAGAGAAACGGCUGGGAUUUCAGUCCCAAAUCUAAGGAACAAGUAGAAGCCAGUUUACAAAGGAAAAAGGAGGCUGCUGAAAGAAGAGAAAAGGCAUUGGCCUAUGCAUACAGUCGUCAGCAAACGUGGAGGAACUCAUUGAAAUCUGGAACUCCAACAUUUAUGGACCUAAAGUAUCCUGACUGGGGAUGGAAUUGGACAGAACGAUGGAAUGCAAUUCGACCAUGGGAAACUGAAACCACCAGCGAUAGUGAGCUGGUUGGAUCCAAUAACAAACAGGUUAGCCUGCAUGUGCCAUCCACACAACUCUCCAAGGCUCUAUCAUCAGUGUCUACUGUCAAGGGUUCAAGAAAGACUGUUUCCUCACCUACAGCCAGUAGUCUCAAGGUUGCCACAAAGUCCAUGAGUGCCAGGUCUCGUAUAUCAAAUCCUGGUCGGAGUCCAUUAGGCUCAGUAAAAAAAGGAGGCUCAGAUACACGAUACGGGAUGGGGUUAGCUAAAGAGCGGCAUUUGGCCUUCAAUUCAUCUUCUAGCACUAAAAGGUCAUUGGCAGCACCAAGGAAAAAGACUAACACCUUAAGGUGA